Molecule: messenger RNA, 2148 nt
Organism: Puma concolor (puma)
Lineage: Eukaryota; Metazoa; Chordata; Mammalia; Carnivora; Felidae
Gene: NOL11
Product: nucleolar protein 11
Biological process (GO): maturation of SSU-rRNA
Cellular component (GO): nucleus; nucleolus
Molecular function (GO): RNA binding; protein binding
Source: RefSeq, a predicted model, not a curated record
AUGGCAGCCCUGGAGGAGGAAUUCACGUUGUCUACGGUACCCUUGGGUGCCGGGCCUAACGGACUCCUAGGUGUGGAGCAGAGCGACAAAACAGACCAGUUUCUAGUGACGCACGGCGGUAGGACCGUCAUCCUCUAUAAGGUUUCUGAUCAGAAACCCUUGGGGAGCUGGUCUGUGAAACAAGGCCAAAUUAUAACGUGUCCAGCUGUGUGCAACUUUCAAACUGGAGAGUUUAUUGUUGUACAUGAUAAUAAGGUUUUGAGAAUAUGGAAUACUGAAGAUGUAAACCUGGAUAAAGUAUUUAAAGCUACAUUGUCAGCUGAGAUCUAUAGGAUACAUUCAAUACAAGGGACAGAACCCUUAGUGCUAUUCAAGGAAGGUGCUGUUCGUGGUUUAGAGGCCUUGCUUGCAGAGCCCCAGCAGAAAAUUGAAACUGUUCUCUCUGAUGAUGAAGUGAUUAAGUGGACAAAGGUUUUCAUGGUAUUUAGGCAUCCUGUCUUAAUCUUUAUUACUGAAAAACAUGGAAAUCACUUUGCUUACAUACAAACAUUUAGCUCUCGCACCUUAAGCAAAUACACACUCUUCCAUGGACAAGAAGAAAAAUCUGUCAUACAGAAUUUUACUGCAUCUGUGGAUCGGAAAUUCAUCUCUCUGAUGUCAUUAAGCUCUGAUGGGUGUGUAUAUGAAACCUUGAUACCAAUACAUCCGAGGGACCCAGACGAAAAUCAGAGGGUAGUCAGAUCGCUAUUGCUCAAGACUGUGGUGGCCGGUAAUGCUCGAAGUGGUGUUGCACUCACCGUCCUGGAUCAGGAUCAUGUAGCAGUCCUAGGACCGCCGCUGCCAGCUUCCAAGGAAUGCCUUUCCAUAUGGAACACGAAAUUUCAAACACUACAGACUUCCAGAGAGUUACCACAGGGGACCAGCGGUCAACUCUGGUAUUUUGGGGAAAAUUUAUUUAUGCUACAUGGAAAAUUUCUUACUGUGAUUCCAUACAAGUGUGAAGUAUCUUCAUUAGCAGGUGCUCUUGGAAAACUCAAGCAUAGUCAAGAUCCAGGCACUCACACUGUGCCUCAUUUUGUAAACUGGGAAGCAUCUCGAGGAUAUGGAUUUGGAUCCCAGAACUCCGAGCAGUCGAAGAGAAUUUUAAGGAGAAGGAAAAUUGAAGUGAAUGUGCCGCCUCCAGCAUUCGAACAACUUUUAUCAACAAUAAAGAAAGAUUCAGAAAAAGACAUUGAAGUAGAACUAUGUAAAUUUUUGGCUGUGAAGCGGACACCUGACUUUCAUACUAUUGUUGGGGACAUAGUAUUAGAACUUCUGGGACGACAUACAACAGAGCCAUCAUUUUACCCCCGGAACUCUCUGAUGCAACUUAUCCAGACACACGUGCUUUCUUACAGCUUGUGCCCCGGCCUGAUGGAGGCGGCCUUGGAAAAGACAGAUGUGCAGAUGUUACAGCUGUGUCUACAGCAGUUCCCCGACAUUCCUGAAUCGAUCACCUGCGCUUGCUUAAAAAUUUUCUUGAGCAUUAGUGAUGACAGUCUUCAAGAAACAGAAAUCAAUAUGGAAUCAGUUUCUGACUGUAGUGAUCCUGUGCAAGAGAAAAUGGAUGAGCAAACGGAAAUUCUUCAAAACGGUUUCAAUGCUGACGAACAAAACUGUGAUAGCUGUGAUCGGAAGUUAAACCAAAAGCCUCAGGACGCAGCCGAGGAGACCACCUCGUGCCCUGUGGUACCGAAGAGAGCGGCACUGCUAAAUGCAAUUCUUCAUUCAGCUUAUAGCGAAAUGUUUCUUCUGCCGCACUUGAAAGACAUCCCAGCACAACAUGUCACUCUAUUUCUCCAGUAUUUGUAUUUCCUUUAUCUGAAGUGUAGUGAAAAUGCUACUAUGACUCUUCCUGGACUGCACCCUCCAACCUUGAACCAAAUUAUGGAUUGGAUAUGCCUCCUUCUGGAUGCUAACUUUACCGUUGUGGUAAUGAUACCAGAAGCAAAAAGACUACUGUUAAGUCUUUAUAAGUUUGUGAAAUCCCAGAUAUGCAUUUGCUCCGAGCUCAACAAGAUUGAAGUAAGUUUUCGUGAGCUGCAAAAACUAAAUCAAGAAAAGAAUAAUAGGGAAUUGUAUUCAAUCGAAGUACUGGAGCUCUUCUGA